UGAUGCAUUAUUGACACCACUUGCACAAGCGUAGGAAAUGGCUUGCUUUGUCAACAUCCCUAUUUUUCCCUCUCUGGCUCCCUCCCCCCCUCUCUCUCUCCCUUGUAGUUGCAGACUUCCUGAAUUUCUGGUACAACCUGAGCCAAGUCAACCUGAUGGAAUACAGAGCUUCCCAAGGAUAUACAGCACACUCCAGUGGAAACCACAUAGGAGCAGGAGAUCAAAAUCCCUUGGAGGCUUAAGCCAACCAGACCUCAUCAUUUGAAAGGAAAAUGGAGACAGCCUAUGCCUUAUUUGUUAUUAUAUUGCAUUUACUGAUUGCUCCUUUUGCCCUGGUCUUUGUUUGGGCCAUUUACUAUGACCUUUCUACAUCAGAGAUCCCUCCUGGAAUUGACCAGCCUAUGAAGCUCCGUAUCCUUCACUGGUUGUUGCUUGUUUCGGCUUCUCUGGGGAAGAUUCUGGAGAAUCUCUGCUUCUGCUCUCAAAUUAAUUUCAUCCGCUACACUCAAGAAGGCAAAAACCUGGGAGAAGAUCCCAAACUCCUCAUUAAGGAUCUAAUAUUUGAUGACAUUCCAGUGCGGGUUUACCAGCCAAGAGAAUCCAAAUCCGAGCGAAAGAGAGGAGUUGUCUUUUUCCACGGAGGAGGCUGGAUGUUUGGCAGUAUCAAUUCAUAUGAUCAUGUUUGCCGGUACAUUGCCAGAGAAAGCGAUUCAGUGCUGGUAUCUGUUGGAUAUCAGCUGGCCCCGGAGCAGAAGUAUCCAUCUCAGUUUAAGGAUUGCCUAUCUGCCACUGUCCAUUUUUUGAAGAAAGCUGAAGACUACAGCGUGGAUCCUGCCCGCAUUAUCAUCAGCGGGGACAGCGUCGGAGGGAAUUUUGCUGCUUCCGUUUGCCAGGCUUUAGUCAGCAGAUCCGAUGUAGUCAAACCGCUGGCUCAGAUUCUCAUCUAUCCUGGUCUUCAAGCGAUUGAUUUCAACUUACCUUCCUACCAGCAAAACCGAGCUGUCCCCAUCUUGUACCGAGAGCACGUCAUCUGUUCGGCUUUGCAGUAUCUUAAUAAGGAUUUGUCCGUUUUACCCAGCGUCAUGCAAGGGUGUCACGUUCCAAGCGACAUCAAAAUGAAAUUUGGGAAAUGGAUCAACUCUGAGAACAUCCCAGAGGAAUUUAAGGCCAGAGGCUUCAAGCCAUUGGAGGCCACAGCCUUCUUAGAUGAAGUCUAUGAGGUGGUGAAGCAAGCUUUAGAGACAACUUUCUCUCCUCUCAUGGCAGAAGAUGCUGUUAUUGCUCAGCUUCCCAAGGCUUGUGUUGUAACUUGUGAAUACGAUGUUCUAAGAGAUGACGGGAUUCUUUACAAGAAACGGCUGGAGGACAACGGGGUGCCGGUCACUUGGUACCACAUUGAGGAUGGAUUCCACGGAGUGAUCAACCUUUUCAGUGGUUUUUUGUCAUUCCCUUCGGGGAAAAAGGGGGUAGACAGCAUUGUGACUUUUGUAAGAGGUUUAUGAAGUGAUGUUUGAUUAAAUAGA
Eublepharis macularius is the source of this 1523-nucleotide messenger RNA. Its product is annotated as arylacetamide deacetylase-like 4. Bases 273 to 1502 code for a protein of 409 amino acids. Gene Ontology annotation, cellular component: membrane. Lineage: Eukaryota; Metazoa; Chordata; Lepidosauria; Squamata; Eublepharidae. The record is from RefSeq and is a predicted model, not a curated record. Gene Ontology annotation, molecular function: carboxylic ester hydrolase activity. The transcript has 4 exons.